This is a messenger RNA of Nilaparvata lugens (brown planthopper), 6168 nucleotides long. It is a transcript of the gene tam, whose product is annotated as DNA polymerase subunit gamma-1, mitochondrial. NCBI's taxonomy places the organism in Eukaryota, Metazoa, Arthropoda, Insecta, Hemiptera, Delphacidae. Gene Ontology annotation, cellular component: gamma DNA polymerase complex; mitochondrion. The record is from RefSeq and is a predicted model, not a curated record. Gene Ontology annotation, molecular function: DNA-directed DNA polymerase activity; DNA binding; 3'-5' exonuclease activity. The coding region runs from base 46 to 3765 and encodes 1239 amino acids. The transcript has a single exon. Gene Ontology annotation, biological process: mitochondrial DNA replication.
CAGUUACCAAAAACUUGAAAUCUCCUCUGACUGUAAAUCAUAGCAAUGCAUAACUGCCCUAUUAUUUGUUCAAAACAAUUUUUAAGCCUUCAUGGAAAGUAUGUAUUUGUUGUAACUGCAAGACGACUUAUUUCUGGGAAUGGAAAAAAGGAAACAAUUGUAAAAGUUAGCGAUAAAAAUCUUGCUGUUAAUAGUUUGAACUCUUGGAAUAGGGAUAGUUCUAGUUCUCUGGAAGAAAAUAGCCAGAAAGAGAAUGUUGAGUUUGAGUUGAGAAAUAAGAUCAAAGUCAGUGAUGAAAGUAGUGGUAGUAGUAGUAAGGUCAGGUAUAAUGAUUUCAAUAUUCAAAUGUUAUCAACAUCUCUCUACAAUCAGUUGUUCGGUGACAUCGAUUUAACAACUAACUCUGAGUUGAUAAACUCUUCACGAGAAGAAUUGAUGAAGCACAACUUGUUGACAAAACAGGUACAAGUAUCAGACGUUGCGAUUGAUUUACCAAAAUUAAAAGGCGGAAAUUUAGAGGAACAUUUUUGGAAUAUAGGGGAGGAACAAUGUGGAGCUUAUCGGAAGCUAGUUGAAGAUUUGAUCAGUGUUGGAGCACCCAAAGUUCCUCAGAAUUGGGUUUUCAAGCCGGGUUGGACAAGGUAUAGUGAGAAUGGAAGUGAAUGUGUGCAUUAUCCGCAGGAGAAGGCGCUUGUUUUCGAUGUGGAAGUUUGUAUGAGUGAAGGAGAGAUGCCCACCAUGGCUACAGCUGUCAGUAAGAAGGCAUGGUAUAGCUGGGUCAGUCCAGAUCUGGUAGAUGGAAGCAAAAAGUACAAUAUCGGCAAUAGAACCUAUACUACUGACCGCCUAAUACCCAUAGAAUCGGGGCCCAAAACGCAUGGGUUUGAUUUGAAAAAGAAGCUGAAAGAGCCCAUGAUAGUGGUUGGGCAUAAUGUUUCGUUCGACCGAGCCAGAAUCAAGGAGCAGUACUGGUUGGAGAAAACUGGCUCGAGAUUCCUCGACACAAUGUCUAUGCACGUGUGUGUCAGUGGAGUCACCAGUUACCAGAAAGCUAUGUUGAAAUCAGGAAACAGGAUUGAUGGUGAGAAUGAUUGGAUGAACUUCAGUUCACUAAAUAGUUUGAGCAAAGUUCAUCAACUGUACUGUGGCACCGAGUUGGAGAAAGAGAAGCGAGAUAUUUUUGUGACUGGUAGUUUGUCAGAUGUGAGGAAUGAGUUCCAAGCAUUGAUGACGUACUGUGCUGGAGAUACAUUGGCAACUUUCAACGUUCUAGUCAAAUUGUUUCCCAUGUUUCUCGAAAGAUUUCCUCAUCCUGUCACCCUAGCUGGCAUGCUUGAGCUGGGCUCUGCCUACUUACCUGUUAAUGAAAACUGGACUCGUUACAUAGAUGACUCUAACCGCACUUUUUACGAUUUCGAAAAUGAAACAAAGCAUCUACUGACUCAACGUGCGAAUCAUGCAUGCGGUUUACUGGAGGGCGAUAGAUAUAAAGAUGAUCUGUGGCUUUGGGACCAGGAUUGGUCGGUACAACAUUUAACUUUGAAGAAAAAUACUAAAUCCAAAGUGAAAAAUGCUGAGCAAAAUAUUGUUGAGGAAGGGGAGAAGAGUAAGAAGAAGCCACGAAAAUCUAUGAAGAUGGUGAGUGAAUCUAUGAGUCAAGAUAGUAAAGAAGAACAUCUCAGCAACGAUGCUAUUUCGAAGAAAAUGAAAGAAUUAAAAAAGUUUGAAGAUGUUGAUUCCAAUAUUAAAAAUGAGGUACUACUAUCAAUUAAUAAUAAUCUUGAACCCCAUAUUCUGUUAGAUGAGAUAAAAAACAACGAGUUUGCCUGUGAACAAGAUGAAUCAUUCAUUGCACUUGACAAGAAGUUCAACUAUCUCAUGAACAUGCAUAAUUUUUUUCCCAAGAAAAUGCCUCACCUACCAGGCUAUCCGCUAUGGUACCGCAAACUAUGCCUCAAAUUCGGAACAGAAGAUUGGAUCCCUGGUCCAGUGCUAAUCAGCACAGGAAUGCAGAUUGCUCCCAAACUGCUGUCGUUGACAUGGAAAUCUAUGCCUUUACACUAUAUGAGAGGAGAAGGCUGGGGAUAUUUAGUACCAUAUGAUACUAAUAUCAAAGUUGAAAAUGACCAAUUGAUACCCAAAGAUAAAUUUAUUGAUUACUGUAUCAGUGUCAAGAAUAGUGUGAUAUGUAGUUGUAAGAGAAACAUUGAAACCAGGGAAAAAGUAGUGGAUAAGGAGAAAAUUCAUGAAGAUGUGCAGACAUCAUUGGUGAGAUUCAUUUGUAAGAAGUUACCACAAAAGAAGGCAAUGAAGAAACUGAAGGAGGAUAAAUUGUGCUUGGAACAGAUUAGUAAAGAGAAAAAUGUCGGUUUUAUAAAGUUGCCUCAUAAGAACGGCAAAGAUUUUAAUGUAGGUAAUCCGUUGGCCAAAGAUUUUGUGUCAAAGUUCUCCGAGAAUGAGUUGGGCAGUUCAGAUGCGAAAGCUCAGCGAAUAAUUCAGAUCAGUAGGAUGUUAUCGUAUUGGCGGAAUAACAAGGAUCGUGUAGAAGGUCAGAUUGUGGUUUGGCUGGGAAGGAAGGACAUUGAACCCGAGCUGCAGGGGUUGGGUUUGGGUGCCAUCUUGCCACAAGUGAUCAGUUGCGGUACAUUGACGAGGCGAGCUGUGGAGAGGACGUGGAUGACAGCUAGCAAUGCUGUCGACGAUCGUAUUGGGUCAGAGUUGCGAGCCAUGAUCCAAGCUCCCAGUGGAUUCAACUUUGUGGGCGCAGAUGUCGACGCGCAAGAACUGUGGAUUGCUUCGCUGAUAGGUGACGCCUACCACGCCAAGCAACACGGCGCCACACCCUUUGGUUGGAUGACAUUGAGUGGCAGCAAGUCAGACUGCACCGACAUGCACAGUGUCACUGCUAAAGCGGUCGGAAUCACCCGCAGUGACGCCAAAGUCAUCAACUACGCUAGGAUCUACGGUGCUGGUCAAAAUUUCGCUGAACGUCUACUGAAACAGUUCAACCCGGAUAUGUCCGUGGAGGAUGCAAAACAGAAGGCUAAGAAGAUGUUUGUGAUGACCAAGGGAAAACGAGUUUAUAGGUUGUUGGAUGGUGUGUUACCUGACAGUGAUAAGAGAGAAUUCACAAAGUUUGGUGCGAGGGAAAUUUGUAAACUAUAUGGGAAGAACUUUGAGGAGCUGUUUGAAGCAGCCAAAUGGGUGGAAGGUUCGGAGUCGGCCAUGUUCAAUCGUUUGGAGGAGAUAGCGGGCAGUGAUGAGCCACAAACACCGUUUCUGAGUGGGAGACUGAGUCGAGCGCUUGAGCCGACCCGUGACACAGACGACCAAUUCGUGCCGACCAGGAUCAAUUGGGUGGUGCAGAGUGGAGCAGUCGACUUCCUGCACCUGAUGUUGGUGUCGAUGAGGUGGCUGAUGAGCGACGAGGCCCGCUUCUGCCUCAGUUUCCACGACGAAGUGCGCUACUUGGUCAGGAGUCACCUCAAGUACGAGACUGCACUCGCGCUGCACGUGACAAAUCUUUUGGUGCGCGCGUUGUGCGUGCGGCGACUCGGCAUGACUGAUCUGCCGCGAUCAGUUGCGUUCUUCUCGUCGGUCGAGGUUGACACCGUCCUCAGGAAGGAGGCCGACAACCAGUGCAUCACUCCCUCCAAUCCGUUUGGGCUGCAGAAGGGCUACGCGGUGCCGCCUGGCGAGAGCCUCGAUAUUGAUGCUGCCAUCAGCAAGGCUAACGGCGUCGUUGGAAUCCAUUCAACACAUUGACUUCAAUUUUUGACAAAAUAAAAUUCAGGUGGUCUGAUUACUCAAAUUUGAAAUUGAUUUGCCAAAAAGUUCCAAUACAAAUAUACAGGAUGCUCUAAGAUACAACAAAUCAUCUCAAAGCAAAAAAUACAAGAAAUUCAUUUCGCUAUUCAUUUCGAAACACAUAGUCACUAAUAACAAAAUUAUUCAACAUUAAUUCAUCAAUAAUUCAAAAUAAAUCAACGUCUUAUUCUUUCAACAAAAUAAUUAUAACAAGAUAAUACAAGUACAUGCAAUGCAACACCAAAUUGAAACAUUCAUUAAUUUGAAACUAUAUUGAUCGUCUUCACUCUUAGUUGAACCCAAGGGGGUACUUCAAUGCAGCAAUGCAAUUUGACUGGAAUUUUCAACAUUUUCAAACUAGCUCUCAUAGUAAAUUCAGUUGAACCUACUCGAAAUUCAAAUUGAUCUGCAAAAAAAUCAAUUAGCCAGAAUGUAAUAAUGUACAAAUACAAGAAUAUACUGUAGUGAGGUCCACGUUAUAAUGGCAGUGUAGGAAGAUAAGAAAAAGGGUUGCCAGAUCUAAGCCUUGCCACCCAAACAGCUGAUACUGGUAUAUCUGAUGAAUUUAACUGUUCAUUAUUGUUGAAAAUAGUUCAUAUUUUAUUUGUCAAGAAAAUAUAUUUUUUAAAGAUGUGAUAAUAAAUUUUCAUGAUUGAGAUUAAAUAUUUUGUCUAUUAGUUUAAUUUCUACAUUGUUGAUAAACGAUGUGGUAACAUCGCAAUGCGUGAAAGAGCAGCGCCAUCUGCUUUGUUGAACGAUAGACAAAGAUAGCAACACCAUUGCAAAUCACACACUGCCAUUAUAACGUGGACCUCACUAUAGUAAUCAAUUACUGUAUAAUGUUAUCUGUCAUAAUAAAACUUCCAGAUUCUAUAUAAAUGGUUGCAAGAUUUCUUAUAAAUUAUAAUCAUAUUGUGGUCGAAUAAUUACCCUCUUAAUCGAAAGGGUAAGUUCUCAAAUGCAACAAAUAAAUUAAAUUAUAAUUGAAAGUUUUUAUACUUGAUUAAGGAAUCAAAUAGUCUUCACACUGUAGUUUGAAGCUGAAUUUGAACUAUUGGAUAACAUCAAAGCAAAGGUUUAUUUUAUUGUAGGGCUGUAUGCACAGUUUUAAUGAUUUAAUCGUAGUUGUGCAAUUGCUAUUGUGAUUUAAUUAAUAGUUGUGAUGGAAGAAAUAUUUUUGUCCAAUUUUUGCCUUCUCAAAUAUCUACACUUCAAUUACUCAUUUAUAUACAGUAUCUCUAGAUAUUAGUUUUGUAAAGGCAAAUGCACAGAGAAACAGACGGAGAAAAAAAUCCCUGUUAAGGUGUUCAAAUGUUGCAACGCACACAGAUUGUCUACAAAGUCUGUCUACAUACGUCUGCUCGAAUCUGCAUGCAGAUCUUUAAUUUUGUUCUUGGUCUGUCAGCAUAAGUCUGUUUCAUGUUGUGUGUUUUCGCCUUUCGCGAAAUUCAUUAUGAUUCCCUGAUGACUUAAAUUAAGCAGUGAUUCUUAGAAUAAGCAAAGUUGAAGUACUGUGAUAGAAAUGUGUAUUCACUAGAGGGUAGUACAAAAAUGCAAUACUGCGCAUGUUUUGUCACAAUUUAUAAGAACAGUGAGAACAUAAACUCGGUCAAAUAUUACCCACUGCUGAAAAUUCAUAAUUGCAGACUCAAAACUACUAAUUUGUUAACUCUAACAUAAUAAUAUUCAACACGAUUCUUGAGAUUCUUAGGUAUGCUCUAAUAUAGGUUGAUGAUGUCUAAGUUCACAAAUGUUGCCCAACUAAGCUACUGUUGAGAAAAUGCAACCUUCUGAUUUUUUUCAAUCGCAAUCGACUCAACGAUUUGUCAGUUAUUCAUACCAAUAAUGUAAUGAUAAUCUCUCCGUUGAUAUAAACAAAAACUAUUUCUAAGUAUGUAUGACAAAGAGUUACAGUAACAUUUAAGUAAAAAAAAUCAAACACAUACAACAGACGGACGUUUGUAGACAGGCGAAGGAAAAAUACUUCCCCAGGUGUUUGAAUGUUGCAACACCACAAAGACAUCCGUCCGCCUGCUUAGGUAUGCUCAAGUCUGCAUGCAGACGUUUGAUUUUUUUCUCCGUCUGUCUGUUGCUGUGUAGCUUACGUUUGCCUUGAUGCUGAAAUUUUGUGAAUGCAGCUAUUCGUCAUGACAUCCUCCUAACAUUCUCAAGUAUUUGAAAUAAUUCUAAAGAUCGAAAGGUUGGUUAGCUAUCAAAUGAAAAUAGAUCGAUAUGGUUAGUUUAUUUUGGUCAGAAACCUUCCAAUAUGUUUGAGUUAUCUCAUUAUUAUUCAUAUUGGAUGUUUAAGUUUUUCUGUUGGAAGUUGAGGUGCCACAGUUGAUAGGUUUCUGAUGUUUUUUC